This is a messenger RNA of Aspergillus mulundensis, 1596 nucleotides long. RefSeq lists its product as uncharacterized. NCBI's taxonomy places the organism in Eukaryota, Fungi, Ascomycota, Eurotiomycetes, Eurotiales, Aspergillaceae. The transcript has 3 exons. Gene Ontology annotation, molecular function: protein binding. Bases 1 to 1596 code for a protein of 531 amino acids. The record is from RefSeq and is a predicted model, not a curated record.
AUGGACACCAUUCGCAAAAUCUUCGCAGCAAAACCCAAAGCGGACCCCUUCGCGGUCCUAAACUACGACUGCGCCAGCAUAGUCCUCGAGCACUUAGGUCUCUGGGACCUAGGUAAUGCGCAGCACGUGAGUAGCGCGUGGAACGAGCUUGUGCAGGACUGGAUAGCCAGCGAAGGCCUGCACCAGCACUUCCCCGAGGCGUGGAGCAAAGAGGCUGCGAAGCCUGGUUGGAACCGUAGGGGCAGGACCCCGCAGCAGCGCCAGGAAAUAGUUCGCCUGUUCAACAAAUUGGCAAUCAAGAAAGUUGCCGACGAAGCCUGGAAAGCCGGGCAACCUGCCUGGGUGACGGAAUGCAUCGGUGACGGCCAGGAUACCUACGCGCAUGGUGGUCCGACUGCAGCAGGCGACUAUCUGGCCUGGGCAGACGGCGAGUCAGUCUUCUGGAAGCGCGCGGGCUACCGACUGGAUGAGAACGGGAUACGUGCUCCGUAUCCAGCUGGCAAGGUGGACGUUAAACUUGAUCCCAAGUCAAGUGUCGAACCUUUUUUGAGGCUCCAUGCCCGUGGAUUCCUGUAUCUGUCCCACUAUACUGAUGAAGACACCGAUCACCCGAGACUUUGGAUACGCAUGUUCGAGCUCGAGACGGAAAAGGAGCUCUGGUGCAAGCGCUUGAAGCCACACUCACAGCCGUGGUUCAACAACACCUUCGGCCUCGUCGCAAUGGGCUGGGACAGGAUGUACUGCUACAGCAGCAGCGGCAAAGACCUGCAAGUGCAUGACCUCCGUACCUGCGCCUUGUUGUACAAACUGCGCUCUUUCACACCGCACCACCUGGCACAUGGCAAUGGAUCUGCGCGGGUUUGGCGCCUGAGAGGCCGUGACAUCCUCGUCCUAGUAACUGCCGAGAUCAACGUCCGAAUCAUCGACGCAGAGGACGGGCGCGCCAUCCAGACCAUACGUGUCGCCGGGGAGCACCGGCCCCGGAUCGUCGUGUCGAACCGGCCGGGCGAACUGGCGUUCGCCAUACUCGGCCGUGCUUCCAAUGCCUUGGGCCAGAUAACUGAUAUUCCCACCAGCAGACCCUUCCAGUAUAACAGUGCAACUGGCAAGUUCGUGGAAGGCGCCACGCAACGCCUCAACUUCUCCGCACUGUCGAUAGCCGGCUCCCAUGAAACCGUAAGCUAUGACCCAUUCAGGGGCAUUGCGGCUGUUGUAUCUCCGCAUAAGGCUGCUAUUCGCCUUAUUCGCUUUGCUCCGCUAGGAUCCCCCGGAGCCGACUCGCCGGUCGUUUAUGCGACUCGGCCUGUGUCUUUCAAAAAGGGGCAGGCUGAGAUCCUUCGCCGUUCCAUAGGGCAACCCUAUGUGAGCAUGGCCAGUGUCGACCACGGCGUGGGUGGUCUCAACUUCGGUGGUGGGAUCAAGUUCGGCGCGAGCGGUAAUCGGCUUUACGUGUUCUGCGUGGGCGAUUUCAGUGGAAAGUGUGGGCCGAAGAAGGACCCGGUGUGCGUGUUGGAAUUUGGACCACGCGGUGCCUGUGAUUGGCCGUUGCAAUCUGGCGAUGAAGACUCCUUGCAUGCCCCGGACCGUGUGGACUGA